UAGAAAGGGGAGGGAAUACGUGGGGAAGAAGACAGGAAGAAGGUGAAGAACAAUGAGUGAUGGUCCGAAGCUAUACACCACCAAACCCAAGAAAGCAGGGCAGUUGAAGCAAAAGGCAAAAGACUUUUCUACACCUGCUCCGAACCCAUCUGCAAUGGGGCCCAUUCCACCUCCAACUCCUCCAAAGGAGUCAUUCGCUCGCCGUUACAAGUUCGUUUGGCCGCUACUGUUGGCCGUUAAUCUCGCCGUCGGAGGUUAUCUGUUCAUGAGAACCAAGAAGAAAGAUACGGGCGCAGAAGAUGAUGAAAUUGCAGGAGAAACUCCAGCUCCAAUUGCAAGUACAACUGCCCUAGUUCCCGAGAAAACAUCACUGGUGCCACCCAUUGCAAAGCCCAUAGAGGUACGCCAACCCAUCCCUGAACAUGAGCAGCGUGAGCUUUUCAAGUGGAUGUUGGAAGAGAAGAGAAAGGCAAAGCCCAGCAAUCCUUCAGAGAAGAAGCGCAUUGAUGAAGAGAAGGCUAUUCUCAAACAGUUCAUUCGAUCAAAAUCCAUUCCAAACUUCUAGGAGAUGAUUGUUGUACCAGGGGGAUGAUUGAGAUGGUGAUAUGCUGUUCAAUUGUGCGUGCAUGUGGGCUUCCUUCUUGCUGUAUAUCAAUCAUCCCAUCAACAAAUAUUCUCCCUUUUUAUUAAUCUUCUUCAGGAAACGCCAGCUCUUGCUUUUGUUUUCUAUAGAAAAAAAAUCCAACGUCUGUGGCUUUUAGACAUCGUGUGGAACACGGUUUACAUCCUUCUUCAAUAACUUGGGGGGUUCCAUA
Messenger RNA from Magnolia sinica, 815 nucleotides. RefSeq lists its product as uncharacterized. The coding region runs from base 53 to 565 and encodes 170 amino acids. The record is from RefSeq and is a predicted model, not a curated record. The transcript has 3 exons. Lineage: Eukaryota; Viridiplantae; Streptophyta; Magnoliopsida; Magnoliales; Magnoliaceae.